GCCUUGAACAACGCUACAGAUGAUGAGUUAAUCGAUCUGGCUGCCAUCCUCGGUUUCACAGGCAUGAUGAAUCAGGUCCAAUUCCACGCUAGUAUCGAGAAUCGUGGACAAGUCGGUGGUGGUUUUAGAGGAAUAGCCAAGGGUGAACAACUCAAACUCGUCCCCGACGAUCCUCCCAAUAUGACUGAUGUCGAGGCAAGUCGUUACUACUCUUAUGCUGCUUUAAGUAGACUCCAGAUAUGUGACAGUAUUAAGAAAAUGAGCUCUGAUGAUGCUUCUUUGACUGUAUUGAACUUGAAUAACAUCAAAACAAUGAGCGCAGAAGUUGUAUCUCGACUUUGUACCGCUCUAGGAGAAAAUUCGAAGUUAAAAGAGCUUCACAUGGCUGCUACGAACCUCACUUCGGCCAUGGUAGAACCAAUGCUUCUUGCACUGAAGGUCAACCAUACACUAGAAGUGCUUAAUUUGGAGUCAAAUUUCAUUACUGGUGAUAUGAUCCUAAAGCUUCUGGAUGCAAUUUCGGGAAACAAGAGUGCAGUGACGGAUUUGCGUCUUUCUAAUCAACGUCAAAGUGUACUAGGAGUACAAAUGGAACAGGAGAUUACUCAGAUGGUGCUCCAGAACCCUCGACUCAAUAAUCUUGGUCUGGACUUUUCUACCCCCACGGCUCGUAUUCAAAUCCGUGAACAUUUGAAAAAGAAUGUGGAUGCCAAUAAACGCCUUGCAAGAAUCAACAAGAGCGGUUAA
Messenger RNA from Rodentolepis nana, 747 nucleotides. NCBI's taxonomy places the organism in Eukaryota, Metazoa, Platyhelminthes, Cestoda, Cyclophyllidea, Hymenolepididae. The record is from the annotation of a GenBank genome assembly.